AUGCAUGCACGCAGGGCCGCUGCUGCCGCCGUCAGGCCCGGCCAGCCCAAUCCAAGAGCCGCAAACACACACAAACCGCUGGACAGGAUCUCGUACGGCGAGGCAGACAUCCCGCUCUUCAGCGUACUCGUAAAACAAAACAACCCCCCCUUGGCGAAUGGCAGACCCGACAAGGGCGGUCCUCGGCGGCGAGUCAGCUCACGCAUGUCGUUGCCGCCGCCCAAUGGACGCCUCGGGGAGGCCAAGAGGUGGCCGGCCUUGAAACGAAACGAACGGCCUUAUAAUCGGCGCCGCGGGCCGCGACCCAACGACCAGGCGAGAAGCACCCCCCCUUCGUCGCACAGCGCCUACUAUACUUCACACUGCACGAAAUGGCGCCGUCCAUACAGGAGGUGCGAACUGUAA
Messenger RNA from Purpureocillium lilacinum, 405 nucleotides. The record is from RefSeq and is a predicted model, not a curated record. Lineage: Eukaryota; Fungi; Ascomycota; Sordariomycetes; Hypocreales; Ophiocordycipitaceae.